AUGGAAAAAAUAAAUCUAUUCAUCUGGACUUACUUGUUGAAGCAGAGGACAGUUUCACGUCCGAUCCGGGACGCUUCUUCAGCUCUUCUAAACUGGCGGGAAAUCGUCGUUGCCGAUUGGCGCCGAAGCACCGUCGAUGUUAUUGUCUUGGAGACGUCGAGGAAUUUUUCGGAUUACAGGCCAGUUCUUGCCAAUUUGUACAUGGAAGACUUUGAGAAAUUUGCCCUGAGUUCUUUUCCCGGCAUUCCACCUACCCACUGGUUUAGAUACGUGGACGAUACUUGGGUCAAGAUUAAGACUACGGAACUUGAUUCUUUUUUCGAUCACAUCAAUAACUGUGAUCCGUCUAUUAAGUUCACAGUGGAAAGAGUCAAGGACAACCAACUCGCGUUCUUGGAUUGCCUCAUCACCAUCGAGGAAGACGGAUCGCUGAGCUCGUCAGUCUUCAGAAAAGACACCCACACAGAUCAAUACCUGUUGUUUGACUCUCAUCACCCGCUCAUCCACAAGUUGGGAGUAGUGAAGACAUUGUUCCACAGAGCUUCAUACAUUCCUUCUUCUGAGACAACCAAGGAGAAAGAACAUAAACACCUCCGAGAGGCUCUACGUAAAUGUGGUUACCACGGGUGGAGCAUAGAGAAAGCCCUUCACCCGCGACGCCAACGUGAGAACAACCUUCCUCGACCGACGGAACAGGGGCGUCGCUUCGGUGUCUCUGUCCCCUACGUCAGUGGACUUUCAGAGAAAAUCCGGAGGAUCCUGUCUUCUUACCGCAUCCCAGUGUACUUCAAACCGACUAACACACUCAGGCAGAAAUUGGUUCACCCGAAGGAUAAAGUUCCCAAAGACAAGAAAAACAACAUUGUCUAUGCUAUCCAGUGCCAAGAGACAGGUUGCAGCGCUAAUUACAUUGGUGAAACCAAGCAACCCCUCUCCAAGCGUUUGUAUCAACAUCGCAGACCAGGCGCAUCGGGAUACGAUUCUGCCGUAUACUCCCACCUGAACACGUCUAAACACAACUUUAAAGAUAAAGACGUGCUCAUCCUAGACAAGGAACCUAGGUGGUUUGAGAGGGGGGUCCGUGAGGCGGUCUACGUCAACGCAGAAAACCCAUCUCUCAACAAAGGAGGAGGAUUACGACAUAACCUCUCUCGGAUUUACAAUCCUGUAAUCCGAAAAAUUCCUCGACGUCUCCAAGACAAUAACAUCGACGGUGCUUCGGCGCCAAUCGGCAACGACGAUUUCCCGCCAGUUUAG
Messenger RNA from Lytechinus pictus (painted urchin), 1257 nucleotides. RefSeq lists its product as uncharacterized. The transcript has a single exon. The record is from RefSeq and is a predicted model, not a curated record. NCBI's taxonomy places the organism in Eukaryota, Metazoa, Echinodermata, Echinoidea, Temnopleuroida, Toxopneustidae. The coding region runs from base 1 to 1257 and encodes 418 amino acids.